Messenger RNA from Phragmites australis (common reed), 967 nucleotides. Its product is annotated as GTP-binding protein YPTM2-like. Bases 146 to 757 code for a protein of 203 amino acids. The transcript is spliced from 8 exons. The record is from RefSeq and is a predicted model, not a curated record. NCBI's taxonomy places the organism in Eukaryota, Viridiplantae, Streptophyta, Magnoliopsida, Poales, Poaceae. Gene Ontology annotation, molecular function: GTP binding; GTPase activity.
AUUGCCCACGUUUGCAUCUCCCACCGCCUAGGCUCCUGCGUCUUGCGUCUCUCUCCCCAGAUCUAUCGAUUGGCUCGGGGUGCACUUGGCCUCGGUUCGAAACCGCAGGGAGCGGAGCGAGUGAUUCCGCCAGAUUCGAGUCGACAUGAAUCCCGAGUACGACUACCUUUUCAAGCUCCUGCUUAUUGGUGAUUCUGGCGUUGGGAAGUCAUGUUUGCUUCUCAGAUUUGCAGAUGAUUCAUACAUGGAUAGCUACAUCAGCACAAUUGGAGUUGAUUUCAAAAUUCGGACAGUAGAGCAAGAAGGAAAGACCAUCAAGCUUCAAAUUUGGGACACUGCUGGGCAAGAACGUUUCAGGACAAUUACAAGCAGCUACUAUCGAGGAGCUCAUGGAAUUAUUAUCGUAUACGAUGUGACCGACCAAGAGAGCUUCAACAAUGUCAAGCAAUGGUUAAAUGAAAUUGACCGUUAUGCAAGUGACAAUGUUAACAAGCUCCUUGUUGGGAACAAGAGCGACCUAACUGCCAACAAAGUUGUGUCAUCGGAAACAGCAAAGGUGUUUGCUGAUGAGAUGGGCAUCCCAUUCAUGGAGACAAGUGCCAAAAACGCCACCAAUGUGGAGCAAGCCUUCAUGGCGAUGGCCGCGUCCAUCAAGGACAGGAUGGCUAGCCAACCAGCCACGUCUAAUGCAAGGCCACCGACCGUGCAGAUCCGCGGGCAACCUGUGAACCAGAAGACCUCUUGCUGCUCGUCCUAAGAUUGCUUGAUUUCGUUUACUCCACGUGUAAACGUGCUAUUACUACUAUUUGUGCACACAAAUGUAUUUGCAUUAUUCAUUCUGGACACCCCUGUUCGUUGGCCAGAUGAUUAGAGAGCUGCAUAUAUGUAAGAACAUUGCUGAUAGGCUCUUCAGUGUUCACUCAGCUUGGAGUAAACAGCAUCAGUUAUUUCAUUCUUUUUCUGCUUA